AUGAGUGAAAAUAUCCAAGUUGCGACCAAACAAAGACGCUACGCCCUGAUCGGCACGGGCCAUCGAGCAAGCCUUUUCUAUUCCGCCCUCGUAUCAAAGUUCAAGGAUACUGCGAACCUGGUCGCCUUCUGCGAUACAAAUCGCACUCGUCUCGAUUAUGCCAACUCUCGAAUCCAAAACCUAGGCCAAGAAGCUGUGCCGACAUACCUUGCCUCCGAAUUUGACCGUAUGAUUCAAGAAACAAAGCCAGACGAGAUCAUUGUCACAACCGUCGAUCGCACCCAUCACACCUACAUUGUCCGAGCGCUUGAGCUAGGCUGCAAUGUUGUGAGCGAAAAGCCAAUGACCAUCGACGCGCCGCGUUGCAAGGAGAUAUUCUCAGCUGUCGAGCGCACGGGACGUAACGUGCGUGUGACUUUUAAUUAUCGCUAUGCGCCGCACAAUACUAAGAUCCACGAGCUCCUCCGUUCCGGAGUUAUUGGAACACCCACGAGUGUGUAUUUCGAGUGGAUGCUGAAUACUUCGCAUGGGGCUGACUACUUCCGUCGCUGGCAUCGGGACAAGCGAAAUAGUGGUGGUCUGCUCGUUCAUAAGUCGACACAUCAUUUUGAUCUUGUAAACUUCUGGCUGCAGAGUCGGCCAGAUACAGUGUAUGCGCAAGGUGAUCUCCGUUUCUACGGAAAAGAGAACGCAGAGGCCAGAGGAGUCACUCAGUUUUACUCGAGGGCACACGGUAGCGAAGCAGCAAGAAAAGAUCCCUUUGCAUUGCACUUGGCCGACAAUCCAGGUCUCAAGGCAUUGUAUCUCGACGCUGAGCAAGAGGACGGGUACUAUCGUGACCAGAGCGUAUUUGGUGACGGUAUCAACAUUGAGGACACUUUGAGCGUCUUGGUGCGAUACCGAAGCGGUGCGACACUGACUUACUCCUUGACGGCCUAUGCGCCUUGGGAGGGUUUCCGGGUGAGCAUCAACGGUACUGAGGGGAGACUCGAAGCAGAGGUGGUAGAGAACAGCUAUGUGAGCGCUGGUGGGGAUCAGGCAGCUGAGGGAAGUCUGGAAAGUCGCACUGUGACGGUUCGGAGGAUGUUUGAAAAACCACAGGAAAUCAAGAUUCAGGACGGCGUGGGUGCACAUGGUGGUGGUGAUGAGGUCCUGUUGAGUGAUUUGUUUGCUGGGAAAACCAACAUUUACGACAGCAGAGCUGCCAGUCAUAUUGAUGGCGCUGCGUCGAUUUUGACUGGAAUUGCCGCGAAUCGGUCAAUUGCGACCGGACAAGUUGUGCGCUGUGAUGACAUUUUGCAAAUUCCAGAGUGA
This is a messenger RNA of Penicillium angulare, 1314 nucleotides long. RefSeq names its product Gfo/Idh/MocA family protein. Gene Ontology annotation, molecular function: nucleotide binding. NCBI's taxonomy places the organism in Eukaryota, Fungi, Ascomycota, Eurotiomycetes, Eurotiales, Aspergillaceae. The record is from RefSeq and is a predicted model, not a curated record. The transcript has a single exon. Bases 1 to 1314 code for a protein of 437 amino acids.